This is a messenger RNA of Lottia gigantea (owl limpet), 2834 nucleotides long. RefSeq lists its product as hypothetical. The transcript has a single exon. Lineage: Eukaryota; Metazoa; Mollusca; Gastropoda; Lottiidae. The record is from RefSeq and is a predicted model, not a curated record. The coding region runs from base 1 to 2046 and encodes 681 amino acids.
AUGGUGGUCAUGUCCGAACCAGUAGAAAAGAGAAGGUUUUGGCAGUCCUUUUUUGGAUUGUUCUCUCCGCAUGAAAAUAAAGAAAACAUUAACGUCCAGCUUCAAGAUUCACAUGUAUGUGAAAUGGCACAUCAAGAAAUCAUUUAUGCUGAAAUUUUGGUCCAGUGGAUAGUAACAUUCCUAGUUAUGUUUUUGUUUUUGAGUUUCUAUACAUUAGUUUAUAUGUGGAAAAAAACAUACAGAAAGCCAAAAACCUCUACUGAGAAAUAUAAACAGUUUAUGGGUGAUGAUUGUGGAAGACAAACACUAGAUGAUUCGGACAUUUCUAAUUCAAGCAUGUCUGACAUUGAAUCUGAUAGCUUGAUUAGGAAAGAAGUUAAACAGAAUCCUGUGAGACUUAUUUUUGAAAGAAAUGUUGCACAUGGUUUUUCGAUUUUCUGGAAGAAAACUAAAACAGACUUUUUCCUUAAGCAGACUGUUGACAAGUUUUUAAGUGAAUUGGACAAAAAUAUCGCAGUAGUAUCCUUAUUACAAGAAAAUUUAAAUUUUCUGAGUUCAGUUUUAAUUGAUAACCAAUCAGUCCGAGAAUCUUCUGAAACCAAAUUAGAAAAACUUUCAUUAGCCAUGCGAUCAUCAAGGAUGCAGAUGAGAAAACCGGUUAAAUCUUAUCGCAUUGGUUCAGAUACUCCACUUGAAAGUUGUGAAUUAUUUUGGUUUGAAACAGAGGCAAUGAAGCAUAGGAUGGCAUGGUCAUAUAAAAAUUAUAAGCCACAGCUGAUUGAUAUUUCAGAUCCGGAGUUGAGAAUAAUUUUGCAAGCUUUUCAGUCUUGUACAAUAGAUCCAGGGCAGCUCACUUGUGCAAUUUUUAUUGUAAACUAUGUUAUGCUUUUAAUAGAAAAAGAAAUUAGUGAACUGGAGUCCGAAUGUGGUUUCCGAUUUGUAAGAUUUAAACUGAUUGGAAGUAUGAGCAAAGGAACUAAGAUAAGUGAUGCUAGCUCUUUUGAUUUCCUAAUGCUGUUGAAAUGUACAAAAUGUUGCUUGGACCUUGCCUAUCAUAAUGGUAGUUUCGGGGAUAUUUCUCCCGGAAAUAUUUUGAUUACCGCUCAUUAUGUGAAACCACAUUUUCAAGGAAAGAAGUUUCUGAAAAAGGCCCAUAUAUGUGACAAUAUUCAUCAGGUAUUUAUCCCUUCUGAAACUAUGCUAAAUGCAAGCCUGUUAUUGGAUACAGCAUUAAAUAAUAUAAUGAACCGCAAUAAAAAAAUCAUGGACAGAAUCCCUUUUACACUAAGUCGAACAACUGAUGCAGAAUUGACAUUGGUUUUAAACACUCGUUUGUUACAAGGUCCUGGGUUUGGUAUCCCUGAAAUCUAUAUUAAAUUGACACCUGGGGUUCCCUUACAAUUUGAAAAUUCUUUACUGCUUCCAAAUAUUUAUGCCAUUGUUCCGCCUCAUUUAUACAAUGUUAAAGAUAAUAUAUUCAAGCAGCCAGAAAUAUUUGAUAUAAAUUUUGCUUGGAAAUUAUCUUUAUGUGAGCUGGAAUAUCUAUACCUGGAGAACUGGUUACAGAAGAUUGAAGAAACUGGAAUCCAAUCUUGUCUUCAUAUCUGCUUAGAAAGUUUUAAAAAUCUAUUUUCGAAUAACAGUAGCCCCACAUUUGUUAAUAGCGUUGAAAUUAAGCCAUACUAUUUGGAAACUAUAAUGUUUUUUCUCAUGUUAGAGAGCUCACCAAGUAAUUGGACUUUUGACGUUCUUCCUUUUCGAUUAUCAGAUGCAAUUCACUUCCUUCGUACAGCAGUUGAGAGGCAAUGGUUGCCAAAUUUCUUUAUUGGCAAUCCCCAUUUAUACAAAAAAUCUCCAAUCAUAAAGAAUAUACCAUUGAUAGAUUGCAGCAGACAAGAAAACUUAUUUUCCAAUAUGACUUCUGAAAUGUCAAGAAAAACUUUACUAUUUAUUGAGAGUAGAUUGAUUGAGACAGGAAUAGUUUCUUGUGUGAAAGAUGAAUAUUCAACAGAUAUGUGGGAAUAUGAAUUUUUUGUGUUCGGUUAAAAACUAAGUCAAAUUUUCGAAUUUUUUAAGGCUCAUAUUAGUAUUAUUUGACCUUUGACCAGAACAAAAGUCAUUGUGCUUGACGAGAUCUAUUCAAAAAAGUAUUGUGCGAUGUUUAUUUCCAGUUUUACAGCUAUUAUAAAGAUCAAAUUUUUACUACCGAAUGUUAUCGAAUUAAUGCGUCUUUGUAAUAUUGAAUAGAUGAUAACAGAUAUAAUAAAAAAAAAAAUUGGGGUGGGCGCGCCACAUCCGGGUUAGAUUCACAUUUACCUAACCUGAUUGAAUUUUUUUAUAAUUUGCAAAGUAUGCAUUUGUCAACCUUUAAACUUUGCAUCAAAAUAGGACAAUACUUUGGCCAGUUCCUGAUAAAGACACGGUUGUCUGGGCUUUAUAUUUCAAAAAGGUUUUAUAAUUUAAAAAAAAAAUUUUUUUUACUUUGAAAUGGAUGACCUUGAUUUACGAUAUCUAUUUAUAUUUAUUUGAUCUUUGACGUAUACUUUUAGAGCUGUUUGAAAACAACAAUUUUCAAAUAUUCUAUAUUAUUUGACCUUUGUUGACCUCUUGAUCAUAACAAAAGUUAUUGUGCUUGACGAGAUUUAUCUCUGUAUAUAUCAUGAACACAAUAGAGACUACAGUUUUCACCAGAUUUUAAUGAAAAUUUUUGUGAUCAUUUAUCAUGAUCAGAUCUUGGUUAAGUUCGAAUUUAACGAUUUUUCAAUGAACGGUUAGAUUUUUUGAUGGAAUCAAAUGAAAUUCGGUAUGUGUAUACAUAUUCAUAAAACGAAGAU